Molecule: messenger RNA, 872 nt
Organism: Erpetoichthys calabaricus (reedfish)
Lineage: Eukaryota; Metazoa; Chordata; Cladistia; Polypteriformes; Polypteridae
Product: beta-2-microglobulin-like
Exons: 4
Coding region: 178-540 (120 amino acids)
Biological process (GO): antigen processing and presentation of exogenous peptide antigen via MHC class II; peptide antigen assembly with MHC class II protein complex; positive regulation of T cell activation
Cellular component (GO): MHC class II protein complex
Molecular function (GO): MHC class II protein complex binding
Source: RefSeq, a predicted model, not a curated record
UUCCAGCAGCAGUUGGUAGGUGCCGGCUGCAUUCCGACGCGGACAGGGAUUUCCUGAAGGGCGAGAAAACGGGAACAGAGAAUAGGCGGGCGGCCUCGAAACUAAAGACACCGGAGACCUCCGAAGUGCUUGUCUGGCGUGAUCAGCCGUCCGUCAACUUCAUAGUGCGACGCCGAAAUGGCCAUGAAACGUCUUCUUGUUGUCACCUUGUUCUUAUGUCACCUGCUCGCAGGAGGGGCUUCUACAGCUGCCCCAAAAGUCCAGAUUUACAGCCACUACCCGGGAGUGUACGGGCAAGAAAAUGUCCUCAUUUGCUACGUCAGCGGGUUCCAUCCUCCCAAUAUUAAAAUCCACCUGAUGAAGGACGAAUUUCCGAUUCCUAACACGACCACCACUGACCUGCAGUUCAACCGGGACUGGCGAUUCCAGCUGACGCAGAGUGUCCGCUUCACGCCGCAGAAAGGGCACAGCUACUCCUGCAUGGUGGAGCACAGCAGCCUGGACCACUCCAAAGUGGUCACCUGGGAUCCUGAAGUGUAAAAUGGACCAAGUGGUGACUGGCAAAAUGGUUUGGUGAACCUGCAAGUCGGCGCAAACUGGAUAUACGGAGCCUGGAGCAGAGAAGAAAGAGACAAGUGGAGUGUGCAGUUUUCAUUCCCUUUCUACACCUUUGUUUAGUGUCGAUGCCAUCUGUCCUCAUGGAUCUGAGGUCACUAACUUUGUUAGCAGGUUGGCUGGCCUCAGAGCCUAGAGACUGGUUUACUUGAGGUGGUCAGAUUUGCUCCAGUGCAGUAACAAAAUGGGAAGCAGGGAAAUCUGUAUCAUUGAUGUUACAAAAAAGAUGUAAAGAAAUAAAUUAUUUCAUUCAUUAA